This is a messenger RNA of Salvelinus sp. IW2-2015, 3014 nucleotides long. RefSeq names its product RING finger protein 141. The record is from RefSeq and is a predicted model, not a curated record. NCBI's taxonomy places the organism in Eukaryota, Metazoa, Chordata, Actinopteri, Salmoniformes, Salmonidae. Gene Ontology annotation, molecular function: ubiquitin-protein transferase activity. Gene Ontology annotation, biological process: protein autoubiquitination.
UUCGUCAUCAUUCUGCGACAGGCUUGCCAGCACACAAAAACCACAACACAGACUCUCAAACAAAUUAAACGUUGCUGAUUGCAUGUGGUAUGCGAAAUAUCGAUGUUGACAAGUAGCAAUACCAGGCCCCCCUGCACCGUCUUCUCAUAGUGCUUUUUCGUGAGCGCGGUCGGGAUGGGCCAGCAGAUCUCAGGCCAGGCAGUGAUGACCAGUCUACCUGAGAAGCUGGUGAAACAUGCUGGGCUGGUACGCGACAGCGGUUACCUCAACUACGAGGAGUUCCUGGGCAGGGUGGCAGAGCUCAAUGACAUGACGGCUAAGCUGGCAGUUAGACAGCAAAAACACCUGAUCUUUGAAGUUCAGACUGGCUCGGACGCCUCUGCUCUGUGGAAAGUGGCUGUGAGGAUAGUUUGUACAAAGAUCAACAAAGAAAAUGGUAUGGUGGAGGCGUCUCGCAUCAUGAACCUGUACCAGUUCAUUCAGCUGUACCAUGACAUUACCAGCCAGGCAGCAGAGGUGCUGUCAGCAGAGGGCGCCAGCCUCCCGUCUGGAAACCUCCCAUCAGGGGACUCCUGUCAGGCCAGCAUGUGGAUGGGCAGGGUGAAGCAGUUGACUGAUGAGGAAGAGUGCUGUAUCUGCAUGGAUGGGAAAUCUGACCUCAUCCUGCCCUGUGCUCACAGCUUCUGUCAGAAGUGCAUUGACAAGUGGAGUGGGCAGAGCAGGAAUUGUCCGAUAUGCCGCUUGCAAGUGACAGCUGCUAAUGAGUCGUGGGUGAUGCCUGAUGCCCCUACAGAGGAGGACAUAGCUGGCUAUAUCCUCAACCUGGCUGACGAUGCAGGCCAUCCACACAGACCUUAAACUACUCAACACUAAGACACUUUCAUAAACUAGUGACAGACAAACUGACAUCGGGAAUAGUUUGGGGUUUUUCCUGACUUAGUGUAGGGCCUGUAGUUUUUUCCUGACUUAGUGUAGGGCCUGUAGUUUUUUCCUGACUUAGUGUAGGGCCUGUAGUUUUUUCCUGACUUUAGUGUAGGGCCUGUAGUUUUUUCCUGACUUAGUGUAGGGCCUGUAGUUUUUUCCUGACUUAGUGUAGGGCCCUGUAGUUUUUUCCUGACUUAGUGUAGGGCCUGUAGUUUUUUCCUGACUUAGUGUAGGGCCUGUAGUUUUUUCCUGACUUAGUGUAGGGCCUUGGCCUAGUUUUGGGGUAUGUAGAUAGGAUUUGGUUUGCUUUAUAGAAAUGUGCCUAUGUGAUCUUCACUUUUAGCAACAACCACUGGUUAUAUUUCUUUUAUGUUCUCUUUUUUAUUUUUCCAUGAGGUCGAAGGAGAAUGGCAAGAAUCUUGCAAGCUAAAAGGCGGGCCACAAACGGGUAAAUAACGACGCAGUACAACAAUGGUGUGCAGAACAGCAUCUCACAACUCGUUGGUCCUUGUCACAGAUGGGCUUUUACAGCAGACGACCACACCGGGUUCCACUCUUAUCAGCUAAAAACAAGAAGAAUUGGUUCCAGUGGGAAUGCCAUCACCAAUACUGGACAAUUGAGGAGUGGAAAAACACUGCCUGGUCCGACGAAUCCCGGUUCGUGUGGCGUCAUGCUGAGGAGUGGAAAAACACUGCCUGGUCCGACGAAUCCCGGUUCGUGUUGCGUCAUGCUGAGUAGUGGAAAACGCUGCCUAGUCCGACGAAUCCCGGUUCGUGUUGCGUCAUGCUGAGGAGUGGAAAAACACUGCCUGGUCCGACGAAUCCCGGUUCGUGUGGCGUCAUGCUGAUGGUAGAGUCAGGCUUUGGCGUAAGCAGCAUGAGUCUAUGGCCCCAUCCUGCCUUUUUUCAACAGUACAGGCUGGUGGUGUAAUGGUGUGGGGAAUGCUUUCCUGGCACACUUUAGGUCCCUUAAUAUCAAUUGAGCAAUGUUUCCACGCCCUUUAAAAUUCAGGCUGUUCUCGAGGCAAAUGAGGGUCCGACCUGGUACUAGAUGAGUGUACCUAAUAAAUUGGCCACUGAAUAUGUCCACAAGAAUAUAACAUGGAACCACAUUGUUUCCGUUCGGCUUGGUUAUACCUACUCUUAAAAUUACGCUUUGAAUCCUGAAUAAUACUAGAUGUUUUAGUAUAACUGUUAUAGGCAGCUCUGUAACUGCCGUUGAACUUUGCAUAAAUCACUGUAGUCACAUGAAUACUUUAAUUUUGAAAUCAACACACUCUGGGAAUGGUUUGUAAUUUCAUGAAAUGUGAAAAUAAGUGCAAUAAUCUCAUGGAAGCUUUAGCCAGGAUAAAGCUUUCUAUUUUCUCUUAAAUCAACAUGUUAGGGUGAGGUGAUUUCUAUCAACUAUUUUUAGCUUUUAGUCUAAAUUACUGUUUAACAUAAUUAAAACAAAACUUCUGCAUUAUUAUUUACAAUAAUUAUUUAUUAUAUCACAGAUACCCAGGCCAGUGCAUUGGAUGUUUUAAAUCAUUUACUUUUUAUUAAGUGUGAGAGACUGAGUGAAUGUUAAAAUAAUACAUAUAUAUUUUUAUUCCCAUUAGGUAACUAAAGAUUUAAGCUGUUUUGUAUAUGCACUUUACUCACGACUGACUGUUAGUUAAACAUGAUUUAACAUAUUUUUAUUUAAAAAAUUAGUCCACAGAACAUUUUUAACCAAAUCUGACAAAGUAUUUAGGGUUUGUAAUGUUGACCAAUUGCACUUUUGAACACUUUUGUAUUUCGCUGUGACAAUCGUAUUAUUGUUGUGCAUCUUUGAGUAAAGCAAAAUCCACUACACCAUAAUUGAUGUCCUUUAGAAGUGUAGUAGGGCUCUACACUUACAAGAUGAGUAACUUUGCCUGAGGACUUGUGUUAACAACCAGAGCUAACAACUAGGCUUUAGCUCAGUGGGCUAACGCGGUCUUCAGUUACAUCAAUAUCCUGUGUUCAACCUGGUUGGUUAAUUGAUCAACUGAACUGUCUCUUUGAACAUUCAUAACAAAAACCAACAACAGGCUAAUAAAGAGGGCAGUUAUGUCUUUUGGCUAUGG